Messenger RNA from Ornithorhynchus anatinus (platypus), 6643 nucleotides. It is a transcript of the gene FER1L5, whose product is annotated as fer-1 like family member 5. Gene Ontology annotation, cellular component: T-tubule; cytoplasmic vesicle; membrane. The transcript has 53 exons. Gene Ontology annotation, biological process: plasma membrane repair; negative regulation of phagocytosis; vesicle fusion. The coding region runs from base 92 to 6403 and encodes 2103 amino acids. The record is from RefSeq and is a predicted model, not a curated record. NCBI's taxonomy places the organism in Eukaryota, Metazoa, Chordata, Mammalia, Monotremata, Ornithorhynchidae. Gene Ontology annotation, molecular function: calcium ion binding; calcium-dependent phospholipid binding.
UCACGGUUCCCAGUCUUCCGGGCCUCUAGCGACUGAAGCUUGGGGGUCCACAUUCAGGAGAGGCACACAGUGGCGACCCUCCGAGAGAAAGAUGCUGCAUCUGAUUGUAGAUUCAGCCAAGAUCUGUCCAGCCCGGAGCCCCCCACCCAGCUCCUGUGUGACUGCAUACUUCAGGGAUGUCAAGAAGAGGACACAGGUGGUGGGAGAGGAUCAUAACCCCUUCUGGAACGAGACGCUGAUCUGGUCACUGGGGCCACAGCCCCUGGACGGCGACUCCUUCGUGGAAGUCCUCCUCCGAGACCUGACUCCCGGGAUCGACGACAGGCUCGUUGGCCUGGCCACCGUCCUCCUGGGAGCCCUGGCCGCCGACCCCAGCAGCGAGCUGGUUCUGACAGAGCUGCCCCUGCUGGACCGUAGCCUGCAGCCCACCCAGUGCACCAUUACCUUGCGGGUUACCUGUCUGCCAAGGCCGGCACCCCGAUGGGCAGGACCCGAAGUCAGCAUCGUUAAGAGCACUGCAGAUCUACCCAGAAGGAAAUCCGAAGUGCCUGGCACUGCGGUACAGAAGACUCAGGCGCCCAAGCCGCAGGACUUCCAGGUGCGGGUGAGGAUAAUUGAAGGCCGCCAGUUCCAAGGGAAUGACAUCAAGCCAGUGGUGAAGGUGCUGAUUGGCCACCACGAGUACCGGACGCGGAUCCAGAGGGGGAAUAACCCCUUCUUCAAUGAGAUCUUCUUCCAGAAUUUUCACCAGCUUGCCUCCAAGCUCUUCGAUGAAUACAUCACAGUCCAGGCGCUGAACUCCCGGGCCCUGCGCUCCGAUUCGCUCCUUGGGAUGUUCCAGGUGGAAAUUGGAUUCGUCUAUCAUUCCCCAGGACACGCUCUUCUGGGGAAAUGGCUGAGCCUCUACCAGCCCAAUAACCUGAGUGCCGGGGUGAAGGGCUACCUGAAGGUCAGCCUCUAUGUCCUCGGAGCCGGAGACCAAGCCCCGGUCGAGCAGACACAGCCCCUGGAGCGGGAGGACCUGGAGAAGAGCCUCUUCAAGCCGGCCGCUCUCCCCGACUACCUCGCCACCCUGCGGAUUUUCAUCUACAGGGCCGAGGAUCUGCGCCCCGGAAGAAAACCCGACCUCCAUCCCCUCUGGCCUUCCCAGAAGCCAAAGGGAAAGAGGAGCUUGUUGAAUCCCUUGGUUGAGGUGGAUGUGGCUGGGAAAAUACUCAAAACCGGGGCCGAGUCUGAAACGGAGUCCCCGGUGUGGAACCAAGUCCUGACCUACACCGUUCAGCUGCCCUUUGUGAUUAAUCAGAUCAAGCUCACUGUCCUGGACUGGCACCAAGAAAGGCAGAGAGACGUGAUAGGGACAGCCUGCUUGCUCUUCGAUCACAUCUCCUCCAGUGGGACUCAGAUAAAAGGAAAGUUCGCGGGCUUCCCGCCCUGCUUCGGUCCCAGUUUCCUCACCCUCCACUGUGGCUCACGGGAAGCCCCCAACCUGCAGAAGCCUUCCAAGCCCUCUCUUCUCGCCGCCCAGGGAGAAGUGGUGUCCUACUGUGGCCGCAUCCUAGUGGAACUGACCACCAGCAUGGAGACUUCGUUGGAAAAGAUAACAGCUACCCUCUCCAGCAAGGCUGCUUCCACGCUGGAGAGGCAACUGGCCCGCCACAAGUACGGACUGUGCGCCAUCUUCCUCUCCUCCACCAUGAUGCCAGCCUUCAAGGGGCCGGUGCGGUUCGAGGUCAGCAUCGGCCAUUAUGGGAACAAGACGGACGCCACCUACAGCCCUCAGGCCUCCACCACUCAGUCCGGCCAAGUGGUAUUUGAUGGGAACUCCUACCAUUACUUGCCCUGGGCCGACGCCAAGCCUGUCGUGGCGGUCACCUCUUUCUGGGAAGACGUCGGCUACCGAAUGGAUGCCCUCAACGUCCUGCACGCCAUCCACACCCGGCUGAAGACCAACCUGGAAGCGCUCAAAGCCAUCCGGAACCCGAAGGACCCACAGCUGCCCAGCCUGCGGGAGAAGCUGCUGGCGGACGUGAGGGCAGACUGCAGGCAGCCUCUGCCCAGCCUGAAGGGGCGGGCCGGCGCCACCGUCCUGGACCAGCACUUACGGCAGCUGCGCGGCCUGCUCCUCCAGGAGCUGGCCCAGGAAGCCAAGGCCGUGGGGCGCGGGCCGCUGGUGCCGGAAGCCGAAGGCUGGCUGCACCGCCUCGGCUCCGUCCUCCCCGAGCCCCAGGUGAGCGUGCCGGACGUGGUGGUUUGGCUGCUGUGCCGGGACCGGCGCGUGGCCUUCGCCCGGGUGCCCGCCCACACCGUCAUGUUCUCCCGGGCGGGGCCCCGCGCCUGUGGCCGCUUCUGUGGGAAAGCGCAAACCCUCUUCCUUCAGUACCCGGAGGGCCAAGGGCAGGAGGGCGUGGUUCCCGCCCAGCUCCGCGUGCUCAUGUGGCUCGGCCGGGUGGCGGACAGCGAGGAUUUCACCCGGCGCUGCCCCGGGGACAUCGUCGUCUACGCGGAGACGUACGAGAACCAGGCCCUCCUCAAGGGGCAGUGGGGGCUUCCAGACCCACGACAGUGCCCCGCCUUCUCCGACGUCUCUGGCCACCUGGCCCUCCCCAAGACCGCCUUCCAGCCGCCCCGAGGCUGGCGCUGGCAUAAGGCCUGGGUGGUGGAGCCCCACAGGAGGCUCCUCCUGGACACCGACACGGACCGCCUCCAGGUGAUGGAGGAGGUGUAUGAGAACCAGAGCCGGGAGCCAGGAGGGCUCUGGGCUCCAGCCGCCAUCCCAAACACCAACCAAAGUGGAGAGCCCGUGCCGUCUCGCCGGGACCUGCGAUGUCCCCAGGGAUGGCACGUCGAGGGCGACUGGGUGGUGGAGCUGAACCGGGCCGUUGACGACGCCGGCUGGGAGUACAGCACGGGGACCCCCUCAUCGGUGCCACCCCAGGCCUGGCACGCAGCGGAGAAGACCUAUCACUCGUGGAGGCGCCGGCGCUGGGUGCGGUGGAGGCGCCGAAAUUCUGUGGGGCAGAGCUCGGAGCCAGAAAUGGCCUCUUUCCUGCAGCUGCCCUCCGCCGGGAGGCCCAAGGAGACGGCGGCGGCGGCGGAGAAGAAGGAGGAAAAGGAGGAGGAGGAGAAGGAGGCGGAAGAGGAGGACGACGGGGACUGGCAAUACGGGUCCCUCGGUUCCAAGUUGAGCCGGCAUCCCCAGCCCGACAGCCGGUUCCGACGUCGCUGCUGGCGCCGCAGACUGCUGCCCGUUCCGCCUUUCAGCAUCGCUCCCGUCUUCCUCUUGGAGGGGUCCUUGGACGAGCAGUCACUCCGGCCCCGGGGCGCGGACACCGCGAAGCCCGAAAAAGAGGUAGAAGAGGCUGAGGGGCACGAGCCUCAGGGAGAGGAGUCCGCGGAGAGGCGGCAGGAGCAGCAGCUCAGUACCCCCUUUAUCUACUGCGGCGUCCCUGAGCCCCACUACUAUCAGCUCUUCUGCUACAUCUACCAGGCCAGAGACCUGCAGCCCACGCAGAGCCAGAGCUUUUCCGCGCCCUACGUCCGGGUGACCUUUCUGCACCGCAGCCAACGCACCCGAGCUCUGCAGGCCUCGCUGGCCCCCCUGUGGGAUCAGACCCUCUUCUUCGAUCGCAUUCUGCUCUACGGAGACCCCCAGGACGCCCAGAGGGACCCGCCCCCGCUGGUGCUGGAGCUGUGGGACAGGAACCCCAGGGGUGGUGACAGUCUGAAGGGGCGCGGCGUCUGGGCCCCGACCGUCUGGCUGGACCUGGAGGCCAGGACUCCCCCCGCACUGGGCUGGCACCUGAUAAAUAGGGGGCCGGAGACGGGAGGCGCGGAGAUCCUGGCGGCCUCGGAGCUCGUCCUGGAGAGUCAGGGCGGGGAGCAGAGACCCCCGCUGUUCAGCGUCCCCCGGAAGGACGGCUACUAUACUCUCCCCCGAAGCAUCCAGCCCGUCCUCAGGAAGUCGGCCAUCGAGAUCCUGGCCUGGGGCCUGCGGAACCUGAAGAGCUACAAGCUGCGGCAGGUGCGGUCGCCUCACCUGCUGGUGGAGUGCGGGGGCCAGUCCCUGCAGACCCCCCCGCUUCGUGACCUCAGCUCCAACCCGAACUUCCCCCAGGCGGCCCUCUUCCUGACCCUGUUGCUGCCGGAAGACGAGGCCUACGCCCCGCCGCUGGUACUGAAGGUGGUGGACAACCAGGAAUUCGGCUACCAGCCCGUAGUGGGUCAGACCACCGUCCGCUCCCUCGGCGCCUAUUUCUGCAACCCCUGGGCCGAGGGCUACGUCCCCCCACGGCUCCCCGUUCCCCAAGGAGUCCGGCCCAGGAAGUUCCUGAGCUACCUGAGCGGGAAGAACCGGCAGCCGCUCACCUGCGCUGAGGAGGAGACGGAUGACGAAGAGGACUGGUGGAGCAAGUUGUACUGGGCCACGGGCGAACACCGCAAGGACAGAGAUCACGUGAAAAAGGACUCGGACUCUCUUAAGGUGUACGACUGCGAGCUGGAGGCCGUGCCUGACUUCCAGGGCCUGCAGGACUUCUGCCAGAGUUUCAGCUUGUACCGCGGGGAGCCGCACGAGGACGCCCCCGUGGUGGGCGAGUUCAAGGGACUCUUCCGCAUCUACCCGCUGCCCGAGGACCCCGCCGCUCCCAGGCCCCCGCGCCAGUUCCAGGAGCUGCCCAGGAGCGGCCUUCAGAAGUGCCUGGUCCGGGUGUACGUGGUGCGGGCCUUCAACCUGCAGCCCAAAGACCGCAACAGCCUGUGCGACCCCUAUGUGAUUCUGAAGCUGGGCCAGCAGACCGUGGGCAGCCGGGACCAUUAUAAGCCCAACACCCUGGAUCCCACCUUCGGCUCGAUGUUCGAGCUGAGCUGCACCAUCCCUCUGGAAAAAGACCUGGAAGUCUUGCUCUUCGACUAUGACCUGAUGCCCCCGGACCCCGAGAUCGGAGCCACGGUCAUUGACCUGGAGAACCGGCUGCUCUCCGGCUUCGGCGCCCGCUGCGGGCUCCCCUCGUCCUACUGCCUCUCCGGGCCCUGCCAGUGGCGGGACCAGCUGCUCCCCAGCCGGCUCCUGGAGCUCUUUGCUCGGAGGAAGGGGCUGCCCCUGCCCGAGCUGAGCGUGCAGGAGGACAGGAUCAGGUUCAGCGGGAGGGAAUUCCUGCUGAAAAACUUCGAGCCCAAGCCCCCCGUUACUAGGCACCUGGGGCCCCCGAAAGAGCGCCUGGCACUGCACCUCCUCCGCGCCCAGGGCCUGGUGCCCGAGCACCUGGAGACCCGCACCUUGUACAGCAGCGGCCAGCCGGGCAUCGACCAGGGAAAGCUGCAAAUGUGGGUGGACAUCUUCCCGGAACAGUUCGGACCCCCGGGCCCCCCCGUCAACAUCACCCCCCGGAAGCCCAGAAGCUACAGGUACGAGCUCCGCUGCAUCAUCUGGAACACGUGUGACAUGGACCUGCGGGACGUCAGCAUCAUGGGGGAGAAGAUGAGCGACAUCUACGUCAAAGGGUGGAUGCAGGGCCAGGAGAAAAACCCCCAGAAGACGGACAUCCACUAUCGCUCCCUGGCCGGAGAGGGCAGCUUCAACUGGAGGUUCAUCUUCACCCUGGACUACCUGCCCACGGAGCGGAUGUGCGUCCAGGCCCAGGAGCAGUUCUUCUGGAGGCUGGACCCCACCCUGAAGAAAGUGCCCCCACGCCUCAUCCUCCAGGUCUGGGACAACGACAAGUUCUCCGCCGAUGACUUCAUAGGAGUCCUGGAGCUGGACCUGUCCCACCUGCCCGUCCCUUCUCGGAGUCCCCAGGGCUGCUCGGCCAGCGUGCCGGAAGCCCCGGGGGCCAAGCCCGGCCGCCAGCCGCCCAGAUUCGUCUCCCUCUUCAGGCAGAAGCAGAUGAGAGGCUGGUGGCCUUGCCUGGUCGAGGAAGAGGGCAAGUGGCGUCUGUCGGGCAAACUGGAGCUCACUUUGGAGAUCCUGACCGAGGAGGAGGCAGCGGAGAAGCCGGCCGGUCGAGGCCAGCGGGAGCCCAACCAGAAUCCCGUGCUCUUGCCCCCCGUACGGCCAGAAGUCUCGUUCCUGUGGUGGGCAGCCCCCCUCCGCAGCCUCCGCUACAUCCUAUGGCGGCGUCACCGCUGGCGCAUCCUGAUCUUACUGUUCGUCAUAUUGUUAUCCUUCCUGCUGGUCACCUUUGUCUACGCUACCCCGAACUACCUAGCCAUGAAGCUGAUCAACCCCAUCUCCGUCGUCGGAAGUGGCGGAGACGUUGGAGCCGUGGCCUCCAAAGAGACAUCUCGAGGCCCCGACGACCUCCGUCAACCCCUGGGGCUCCAGACGCGGCUCAGUAAAGAUCUGGAAGGCCCCAAGGCGGCCCCGAGGCCCCCGGGGGAGAUUUUCCCCUUUCUCCCGACCCCGUGAGGGCAAGUCUGCCCACCGCCUCCCAUCCUGUCCUCGCCCCACCCCUCGGCAUCACUCCUCUAUCCCCCUCUCCUGCCGCUCGCGCUAACCGGGACGGCCGGCAGUCGACGUUUUCAAGGGAUAAGGGAGCUCGGUGGACCCAGGUGUCCCCGCGGGGUCUUCUUUACCGUUCAGGGAUGGAGGCCACCCAGGUCCUCUCCGGUCACGACGGAGCGGGGUGGAAAGUGAGGGGGGUGUGGG